Notothenia coriiceps (black rockcod) is the source of this 1330-nucleotide messenger RNA. RefSeq names its product ventral anterior homeobox 2-like. Gene Ontology annotation, cellular component: nucleus. Gene Ontology annotation, biological process: neuron differentiation; brain development; regulation of transcription by RNA polymerase II. The transcript is spliced from 2 exons. Bases 1 to 567 code for a protein of 188 amino acids. The record is from RefSeq and is a predicted model, not a curated record. NCBI's taxonomy places the organism in Eukaryota, Metazoa, Chordata, Actinopteri, Perciformes, Nototheniidae. Gene Ontology annotation, molecular function: RNA polymerase II cis-regulatory region sequence-specific DNA binding; DNA-binding transcription factor activity, RNA polymerase II-specific.
AUGUGCUUGAAGCAGGCGGAGUUCACUGAGAAGCAGAGAAGUCGUGUUUCCAGCCUGUGUCACAACCUUUGGGCAUGUGAAGAGGUCAAGGUCUGGUUCCAAAACCGCCGGACCAAACAGAAGAAGGACACCACGAAGGACUCGGACAAACGCUCCUCCUCCUCCAACGAGUCCUUGGCCACCUGUAACAUCCUGCGGCUCCUGGAGCAGGGCCGGCUCCUCUCGGGCCCCAUCCCGCCGCACAACUCCCUCCUGGGGCCCCACCCCUCCAACGGCUCCCUGCUGAGCAGCCCGGGCGGAUCCUCCACCUCUCAGGGGAUGGGCACUCCGCCCUCCUCCCUCGCAGGGGGGACUUUCGGGCUGUCGCUGCCCUCGCUGGGCGGCACACCCCCCUCACCCCGCCUGGGCGUCCCCUCCCAUCACUCCCUCUGCUUCUCCAUGCCGCUGCUGGGGGGCGCCCACCACGAACUGACAUCCGUCUACGGGUGCGGUUCUUCAGCUUUUGAGCCGUACAUGCGGCUGGACAGGAAGGAGGCGGAUCAUGGCGGGAAGAAGACGGUUUCUUAAGUCCUGCGACACCUGGAGACUCGUCCUCAGACCUCCACCCCUCAAAUCUGUUUUAACUCUUGACUUUCAGCAGAUUUGGGGGGAAAGAAAACAACCUGGAUCAUGUGAUCUAUGCGGCACCAUUUUGUUCCACUGUUGACACAAAAUGGUGAAAAGAUGGCGGGAUGGACGUGAUGUGACGGAGACUCUCCCACAUAAAAAAAAAAACGUGUGAAUUUUUGCAGGAAAUGCCGUGUGUGUGUUGCGUGAACCCUGACAGACAGAUGUUUUAUCCCCGCUCUCUUUGCAGUGGUUUCAGUGACUCUUCACUUUGUGUCCAGUGAGUUUGUGUGUGUGGUUUUCUCUCUCUAUACAGGCCUUAAUUUUACUGUUCAGGAAAAAAAAAAAAUACUUGACAUGGAUAGUUCAGACUGAAUCAGCGUCUGAAUAAGAGGAGCGAUAAUUCAAAGAAAGCAGUUUGUACACAUUUCAGUACAUAUUCCCGUACAAGUGGCCAUGUUUGAUUUGAGUUAAUGUGCUAUCACAAUAUGGAAGAAACACUGAAAAAAAAAAAAAAGAAUCGUAGCAUUUAAAUAUCAGUCUCUUUGGUGUCCAGCAGUAGUUUUAUGUAAAUUCUUUAUUUGGUUGUGUUUGUGUAUGAAAUAAUGUGGUAGGAUCUGGACAAAUGGUGCAAAACUCACAUAUCUAGAUCCCAUAGUUUUAAUAUAAAAGAACAUUAAGAAGGAUAAGUGUGUGAGGAAGCUGGUGAGACUCUGCCAAAGCA